Fusarium subglutinans is the source of this 1107-nucleotide messenger RNA. RefSeq lists its product as uncharacterized. Bases 1 to 1107 code for a protein of 368 amino acids. NCBI's taxonomy places the organism in Eukaryota, Fungi, Ascomycota, Sordariomycetes, Hypocreales, Nectriaceae. The record is from RefSeq and is a predicted model, not a curated record. The transcript has a single exon.
AUGCGCGUUAUUUGGAAGGGUGACAUGACCAAGCUUGCUGACGUUGUCAUGCUCCAAAUGGUCCUUGAUAACGCGCAUACCUGGGCCACACGAACUUUUAAACCUUUGAUGGCUUCGUACAUCGAACAGUGGCAGUAUGUAUUCGAUGAGUCAAUUACCGGCGGAACUCUAGGUCAUAGCUCGGCGUUCUUUCUGUCCAAGAAACGUCGCGAAAAGACAGUUGAGCAGCGACGAGCCAUUGUCCCGAUGGUCCAAGGCCUGAUAGAUGACCAAGACACCAUGGAGCUUGACGACAUGGCCAACAAGAGGGUGACUCCUUUACUUUUAGGCUUAAUGAUGCAUCAAAUCUGCUCCCUAGAGAAGGAGCUUAUAGCCAGUGAAGUUGAUAGAGUUGUGUCUCAGAGAUUAGAGGGGCUGUCCAUGAGGGGAGUGGCGUCUGGAAUGCAGUAUAGUUCCCAAGGAGCACAGAGCGCCCGAUCUCGAGCACACUCUAACCGCUAUUCUGACCGCCAAGAAUCGAUUUUCGGCUCGCGUCAAACCAGUCAAUACUUGCCACUUGACAACGAUGAUCCGAACGAUUCUGACUACAGACCGUCACAAGAUUCUCCAGUUUCUAUUCAAACAACAUCCUUUCUGGAUCUUAUACGUCCUGAUUCGAUUACUCCAGAUACCUUACCUUCAACCUAUGAGUUUUCUUUCCAUAGCUCGGCGCGGGCUAUCUCAAAAGGUUCGGAAGCCCAGCCAUCAAGAUCAAACGAAGAUCGUCUCUUAGAUAGCCCCGAUGGAAAUGGGCGGGAGUCUCCAUUUAGUUCUGGGGGGCAGGUUACUCCAAAGCCGAGUUCCUCAACGCUGGUCUCCGGGCUUUUGUCCUCCUCGGAUGAAGACGUAUCUCAAGGGAUAUCUAAGGGAACUACACCUUCUGGGUUACCGGUCAUCACUGAUCCAUUCUCACUUGAAAGGCGGGGACAGCAACUUGGUCAGCCGAAGCUUCAACACCCUCAUGGUCCUAUGGAAGAUUCUAGCGAGAAGAGUCAAUUUCAGGACGCAGAUCAAGAUGAGAGCGACUACAUUGAUUUGACAGAAGACAGCCAGGAAGGUACUUCGUAA